AGGAGGAGACGCACCCUGUGGACCUGAGCUCGCUCUCCAGUAAGCUGCUCCCGGGCUUCACCACGCUGGGCUUCAAGGACGAGAGAAGGCACAAAGUCACGUUUCUCUCCAGUGCUAGCACCGCGCUCUCCAUGCAGAAUAACUCAGUGUUCGGAGACUUGAAAUCGGAUGAGACAGAGCUGCUGUAUUCAGCCUAUGGAGAUGAGACGGGCGUGCAGUGUGCACUGAGCCUGCAGGAGUUUGUGAAGGAUGCUGGGAGCUACAGCAAGAAGAUGGUGGACGAGCUCCUGGACCAGAUCACAGGCGGGGACCACUCAAGGAUGCUGUUCCAGCUGAAGCAGAGGAGAAAUGUUCGCACGAAACCUCCGGAUGAUGUGAAGGUUGGGGACACGCUGGGAGAGGCCGGUGCCUCUGCUUUGGACUUCACCUCCAUGCGGCCCUGCCCCGAGGUCUCACUGGACAUCUCCAUGCUGGGUGCUCUGGGGAAAGUGAAGAAGGAGCUACACCACGAUGACGGCCACUUGAGCUUGGACGAGACAACCAAGCUCCUGCAGGACCUGCAUGAAGCGCAGGCAGAGCGUGGAGGCUCCCGACCCUCAUCUAACCUCAGUUCCCUUUCCAACACCUCUGAGCGGGAUCCUCACCAUCUGGGAAGCCCGUCCCACCUGAGUGUCGGGGAGCAGCCGGAUGUGACCCACGACCCUUACGAGUUUCUUCAGUCUCCAGAACCCGCAGCCUCUACCAAGAACUAGCCUCGUAGGUAGCCUUCAGUUGUUUCACUUUGUUGAGUUUUCACUCGCGUCUACAGUUUCGUCGUGAGACAAAGACUUACGUUUCCCGCUUUGGUGUGCGGGAAGCAGUCCCAGGAGGUGAUGAACUGUCUGUGACAUCACUGUCAGCAGCGCCGCUCCUGGGCACCGGGCCCCAUUGUGUGGACUUUGAAUAGUGGCAACCAUAUACAAGGGCAUGUGGCUGGCUUGCCCCGAGCACCAGCGUCAGACGCGGGCAGGCUGUUGUCUCUGCACGCGUCUUGUUUCUGCCCGUGUCUGGUCAUGGCCCUGGGAAACAGACCAGAGUGUGUGUGCUUGUGCUGAGUGGCCUGUGUCCCAUCGCAAGCCCACAUUUCCCAGGCAGUAGGGUCCCCAGAGGACAGCCUGAGGUGGGGCAGUCUCCUCGUUGCUGUUUGGACGAGCGUGGGAGAGGAGUGGACACAGUGAGCCUGUGACAGAAGAAUCCAGUGUCCAUGAAGCACAUUGUAACUGGGUGUCUACUGGAUGCCUGCUUACCUCUGCAAAGUGCUGUAAAUACAGAUCUUAAUAAAGAGACAUGUUCAAAGA
This is a messenger RNA of Oryctolagus cuniculus (rabbit), 1337 nucleotides long. The record is from RefSeq and is a predicted model, not a curated record. NCBI's taxonomy places the organism in Eukaryota, Metazoa, Chordata, Mammalia, Lagomorpha, Leporidae.